Messenger RNA from Haliotis rubra (blacklip abalone), 1231 nucleotides. RefSeq names its product 1,5-anhydro-D-fructose reductase-like. The transcript is spliced from 10 exons. The record is from RefSeq and is a predicted model, not a curated record. NCBI's taxonomy places the organism in Eukaryota, Metazoa, Mollusca, Gastropoda, Lepetellida, Haliotidae. Bases 200 to 1162 code for a protein of 320 amino acids. Gene Ontology annotation, cellular component: cytosol. Gene Ontology annotation, molecular function: aldose reductase (NADPH) activity.
GUUAUAUGCAGUAUGCAUUACAUGGUCCGGGACCCAGUCGAAAAGCUGUUGCCCGCGGUUCGGAAUACAUUACUGUCGGGACUAUCACCAUCCUGGUUGCCAGCAGAACGUCAUGUGAUAUGUGGUUUAUGUAACUGGAGGUUGACAGGCUCAGGUGACAACAGGAAGGUUUCAGGUACAGUUACGUGGCUGAGUCGAGAUGUCAGGUUUAGUUCCCAGCGUCUCCUUCAACAACGGCAGAUGUAUGCCAAGUAUUGGACUAGGGACGUGGAAGUCCGAAAAAGGCAAGGUUACAGAAGCAGUCAAGGUUGCUAUUGAAAGUGGGUACCGCCAUAUUGAUUGUGCUUGGUGCUAUGGCAACGAGGCGGAAGUAGGUCUCGGGAUCAAGGCGAAGGUCGACGAUGGCACAGUUAAGAGGGAGGACCUGUUUAUUGCUACAAAACUAUGGUGUACCCACCACGAACCUGGUCGUGUGGAGACGGCGGUGCGUGAUUCCCUCGACAAGCUGGGUCUGUCCUAUGUUGACCUGUACCUGAUGCAUACACCAUUUGGCUUCAAGGAAUCAGAAGAAAUCUGUCCAAGAGACGCCGACGGCAACGUGAUGAUGUCUGACCGGGACUAUGUGGAUACUUGGAAGGCAAUGGAAAACUUGGUUGAAAAAGGACUGGUCAGAUCUAUCGGGGUGUCCAACUUCAACCUGGAGCAAAUGGAACGGUUGCUUAAAACUGACGGGCUGAAGGUUACACCCGUUACAAAUCAGAUUGAAGUGUCUCCGUAUCUCACCAACGAUAAACUUGUAUCGUUCUGCAAGGAGAGAGGGGUGACAAUCACGGCAUACGCACCCCUUGGGUCUGCUGACAACCCUGCUUUACUGUCAGUGAAGGAUCGUCCACUUGUCAUCAAUGACCCAGUAUUACAAGAACUAGGCAGAAAGUAUGGUAAAACGGCGGCACAGGUUGCACUGCGCUGGGGAGUACAAAGGAAUACUUCUGUCAUUCCGAAGAGCGUCACACCAUCUAGGAUCAAGGAGAAUAUACAGAUUCUUGACUUUGAACUGACGGAGGAGGAUAUGAAAGUUGUAUCUGAUCUCAACCGGGACUUUAGGGCUUGUUCGUUUCUCUUCGUACCGAAACACAAGUAUCAUCCUUUUAACACUGCAUGACAGAACGGAAAGUCUACCAAAAACAAAAUAUGAUUUGUGCAAAUCAUAGUAAAUAUUUUAAUUACGCAC